UUUGACAUAUGCGCUCUCUCUCUGCUUCUCUGCCUCUUUCUCUCCUCUGUCUUCCCAUACCUCUCCAUUGCUCCAUUGCUCUCUGUUUCCCCCCCUCCAGGACAGGAAAAGGAGCGGUAGCAGGGAGCACCAGCGAAGAAGACUGACCACAAUAACAGGAAGAGGAAGUGGGCAGUGACCUGUGCUCGAGGGGGGCUGCGGUUGGACAGCUGUGGUUCAACACUUUUGGCCGCUGGAUGAGAAAACCACAUCAGAGGCGACAGGAGGAAAAAAGAGCAAGAGAUUCUCAAAACCUGUUGGACUCGUGAGGAAAAACCUCGACGACCUGAGGAAGAGAAACAAAAAAACUUUCUACCUGUUUGAGAGGAGAAAAAAACCUACAGAGGAAGAGUGAUAUCUCAGCGAUUACCUUCUGAGUGAACUCUGCUUUUUAUUCCUAAAAUCUGUCGAGACUCUGAAGGUUUGUCUUUUGGAACUCUUGGAUUCAUUGUCAUUCAAGAGGAAUCAACCCAUACUACAUCAUCACAGACUUAUCUUAUUAUCCGCUCCACAGAAAAGGAUUUGUACAGAAACCUGGUGAAAAUCAAGCCGAGAGAGAAAUCCCUGCCUGUACAACAACACCUGCUGCUCUCUUUCAACAUCAGGAAAACCAGCAGACAGAGAACAGCGAGCGAGGAGGAGGUGGUUUUACUCCCUGUUGAGCGUACAACCACCUACCAGCCACUAAUUUGUACGACAACUUGCCACGUUAAUAAAGUAUACCCCAGUCUGUGUGAGCAGGAGAGCACCUUGAAGGAUUUCCUUUUGCACCAUAACAGAUUCCUGGCUUGGACCUUCUGUCUGUGUGAUGAUGGCUUGGCUCCAGCUGUGGAGUACGGGGCUUACGGCCAUUAUGGCCUUGUCCUUCUCUCUUGCUGCUGCUGAAGAUUCGGGCCUCCCUGCGAUGGCAGCACAGCAGCGAGGCCUUGUCGAGAUUGUGAAGAAGGAGAACCAUCCCGUCCUGUUCAGGCAGAAGAGAGAGUGGAUCUGGAACUCUCUGUAUGUGGAAGAGGAGAAACCUGCACCUAUCGCCUACAAGAUUGGACAGCUGAAGUCGAGCCAGAAAGUGGAGGUGAAGAGCUUCAGAAUAGAGGGUGAAGGAGCAAACACCAUCUUCACCGUAGAUCGCAAAGGAGACCUGUUUGUUACCAGAUCUCUGGACAGAGAGGAGAAGAACGCGUACCAUUUGACUGCCAGGAUGUAUGAUGGGAACAACCAGCUGAUAGAGGACUCUGGAGACUUUGUCGUCCAGGUGACCGAUAUCAAUGACAACACUCCAGUUUUCCCCAGACCAUAUAAUGGAUCCAUAAUGGAGAGGUCCAUGAUAGGAACUAAAGUAGUUGAGGUGAGGGCGACUGAUGCUGAUGACCCCACCACUGCUAAUGGAGAGCUCAGGUACUCUUUGACCCCAAGCGGAGACCUUUCUGCCUUUGAAAUCGACAGCAUCUCAGGUGUGAUCAGCUGCAAGACAAACACUCUGGACCGGGAAACCAAGGGUCAGUACAUAGUGGUGGUUAAAGCUCAGGACAUGAGAGGAAUGGCCUCUGGCAGCACAUCCACCACCUCCGUCACCAUCACCAUCACCGACAUCAACGACAACAUAGCUUCUUUCACCCGAAAGACGUAUGAACUGCACGUUCGUGAGGACCGCAAGACGAAUGAGAAGAUUGGCACUCUGGAGUUGGAGGACAGGGAUCAGAUCCAGAACAAAGAGCCCAUCUUCGUCAUUCCAAGCGAAAACAGCAAAGUGUUUAACAUUGAACUCAGCCCCAACAAGGAUGGCAACCUCAUGCUCAAGCAGGCUCUGGACUACGAGACGACCCCCAGCUACAGUUUCAUCAUCCAAGUGAAAGAAAACCUGAGAAACCUGCGCUUUCCUGCCGACAACGUGAACAGUGCCGUCACCUCAGCUCAGGUAAUCAUCAAGGUGCUGGAUGUAGACGAGGCACCGGUUUUCUCGCAGCCCAUUUACACUUUCACUGUGGUGGAGGAACGAGUUGUGACCAACAUCGGAGCAGUCACUGCCAGAGAUCCUGACAAAGCCAACAAGAGCAUACGGUACUCCAUCUUAGACAAGGACUGUCCGAUCAGUAUCAACCCGCUCACAGGUCAGCUGUCCACCCUGAGGACGCUGGACAGAGAGCUGGAGGCCACACACAUGUUUCAAGUUAAGGCACAGGAGGAGCCAAAUGGUUUGGAGUCAUUUGUUAAAGUUAACAUUAUAGUUCAGGACAUCAACGACAACAAGCCUGAACUGACCGUGGAUGAGAUCUUCGUAUGUGAGAACGACCCCACGAACACGGUGAUAGGAACCUUGAGAGCCACAGAUAAAGACGACCAGCCGGCCUCCUUCACUUUCAGCCUGGCCAGCGAGAGCUCCAACUUCUCCAUCAGAGACUACGGCAACAGCACAGCAGACGUAAUGGUGAAACAGGGGCCGUUCAGCCUGGAUGACCCCAAGGAUUACAGCGUGGAUGUGCGCAUCAGUGACGGAGGGCGACCCAUCCAGACCAGCAUCACCAAACUGGCUAUCAAGUCGUGUCGCUGUGACGCCAGGCGGAUUCCUACGCAGUGCAAAGCUGGUGCUCGGAGGAUGGGAGUGAGCGUCCACGCCCUGAUAGCCAUUCUGCUCUGCAUACUGACCAUACUGGUCAUAGUGAUCCUGUUUGUGAUGAGGAAACGCUACCAGAAGGAUUCACUGGCCAGUAUGAAGAACAGCGGCGAGAUUCAUGAGCAGCUUGUCACAUAUGAUGAAGAGGGAGGAGGAGAGAUGGACACUAACGGCUACGACGUCUCAAUCCUCACUUCCGCUUGCAACGACGGCUCCCUGCUCCGUCACCCUGAACACCACCCCCACCCCUCUCUCUACGCCAUGGUGCAGAAAUCCCAACACCACGCACAACCCACCGCAUGUAAGGGCGACAUGGCCGUGAUGAUCGAGGUGAAGAAAGACGAGGCAGACCACGACAGAGACGGCUUCCCAUACGACACUCUCCACAUCUACGGCUACGAGGGACCCGAGUCUUUAGCCGGCAGCCUCAGCUCUCUGGAAAGUUCCUCCACCGGCUCGAACUUGGAUUACGACUUCCUGAACGACUGGGGGCCAAGGUUCAGGACCCUGGCCGAGCUGUACGGUGUGGACGCACCUGACUACUACCAUCAAUACUGAUGGAGACCGUCUGCUGAUAAGCAUAUGUGAUGCCAAAAUACAUACACAGACACACAUAAAAAACAGCCAUAGGAAUAACCUCACACACUCACACAUAGCCAAAAGCAUGCAGGAAAUAAACAUGUUCACACACACACACACACACACACACACACACACACACAUAGAACCAGGCUUUGAUGCCAUUUUGUUUCUUUGUGAGAGCAUCAAACUCCAACAAGCUCCAUCAACUAUAGAAACAAGGAGAUUUUGGAGAGCUCUUUUUUUCUCAUGACAUGGUGCCCUCUGCCCCCUCCUCCUCCUCCUCCUCCUCCUCCUCCUCCACUGAGGAGAUGUUGGAAAGAUUUUUAAAGUAACACCAGGACAUGACGCCAUAGGAGAAAGUGAGAACUAACUGCUUCACAGAUUUGCAAGAUUGUUGGUGACAGCGUGAGAUCCACACCACGAGGAUGCUUUUUGUUCUGUCACAGUGUUGUGAAGUUUGACAUCAGAACCCCUUUUAUUCCACCUGAGAAGAUCUGGAAGUCCAAUCAGAUGAAGCUUCACUGCGAGUCGUAGCCAAUCAGAGUUAAACUUGGAUAAUUGAUGGGUUAAUCAGGUCACUGCUGGCCAGCGAUGUUACUCAGUAAUUCAGAUUCUUUAUGUCCUUUUGCAUUUAGUUCAUGCAGCACCAUUUUGCAUCCCCCUUUUUACCACCAGUGACUGUAUUGCAGAGUUUUGUAUGCACAUGUAUUCAUCUACAUAUACCUGCCAAUGAUGCAUAUUUCUUAAUGAAAAGAAAUAAACUAACUCUGGAUAAUUAAACAUCGACACAAACAACACAUUCUCACUCCCAUGUCGUCAAAAUGCGAGACUUGGUCAGUGGCCCUACACAUCAUGACACUCUAGUGAACAAUGAUCGUGUGUCAAUUUUUGCUGGUUUCAUGCAUUGUGUCUUUAAAAUUAGUUUGCGUUUUCAGAGGAAAUGUACAGUUUCUGCUCCUUGAAUGCAUACAGUCUCUUUUUAAAAGAAACUUACAACACUUCUUUAGGUUUAGGCAACAAAAGCAUGUGGUUAGGUUUAGAAGAAAUAUCUUGAUUUGGCUCAAAGUAAGUACGCUUGUUACUAACGUCACAUAUGUCACUAGCAUUGUAUGCUACACAUUCUAGCACGCCACACUACGCUGUUAUCAAAAUAACUCAGUUGACUGUUGGUUUCACACGGUACACAAACAGCGGUUUCCAGGUGAAAGUCCGGAGUUUGUUUAAUCCAACCGCUCCAUGCAGACUUUCUAGCUUCUUAUACUACAGUUGAUUGUAGGGUCAAAAAUGCAGCUGCCCGAUGUGUCUCAUACUGCCAGUAAAGUGAUCCGAAUCUGAUGCCAAGAGCCACCGACCAAGCGUUGGUAUUUAAAGAACUGGGAGUGAGACCAGGUUGGCACAAAGUCUGCAUAUACCACAAAAGCUAUACUUAGGGCCUGUCCCAAUACCCCCCCUUAGCCCUACCCCUACAUUUGCGCAUUCCCGCGAGGGGUAGUGGUGUCCCAAUUCCUUUUUGCGUGUAGGGGUAGGGGGCAUAACGAGGGGUAGUGGGUAUGAAACUAGCCCUUCGGAGCAAGGGAUUUCAGACUGUUGGACUUUUCACAUUACGAUAACACGCCAGCUAGAAUAACUAUGCUGCCUCGUAAUGUUAGCUGGUUAGCUAGCUAGCAGAAGCCCCCUGUCGUCUGUCGUUCAUCAAACGAAGCAUGAGGAAUGUGGUAAACACGAUCGGUAGGAUGAACUCUACCGGAGACUCCAUUGUAGAUGCCGGGUGGAAAUGUAGAUGAUUCGCAGCUUCCUGUUUAAAAUAGUUACAUAUGCGUGAACGUAACCGACGCUGUGACGUAGUGAGUGGUGUCCCAAUUCCUAGGGAAAGAUUUCUACCCCUACCCCUCGUUGCUUCAUUUUGAGGGCAAAGGGGUAGUGGACAAGGGGGGUAUUAGGAUUGGGCCUUAAAAAGUAUGCAUCAUCUUAUUCAAAUGUAAAAAAUUAAACAUCAGCUUAUCAUCUGCAUAUGAGCUUAUUAAGAUAUAGUGACUAACAAUGGAAUUUUGAUAUCAAUGGAAGUUUAUUUCUGUGCUACUGGGGAUGCAAAAUGGUGCACGUUAAAACAACUUACUGAUUUUAGAUUUUUGACACGUUUGUCGUCUCUUUCAUACUGAUGCCUGUAAUCUUUUCCAACUUUGAUGUGUUUUUUUUUUUAGAUAAUUAACAAAAGGGCCAUAAACACGGCAAGAGGAGGGUGAUUUUAUUUUUGAUCUGAGGUUCAUGAUUUGAUUUGUAAAUAUGUUCGCUUGGGGGAGGGUUAUUGUUUGAGGUGAAAAACUUUGAGCAGCCCCCAAGAGUUUUAAGUCAAAGAGGUUUGAAGUGUUUGAUCACAGCCAGAUGCCGGUUGUGUUUGCUUUAUCUGAAACAAGGUCGCUUCUAAGGAACUCUGGAAAACUCACGCUGUUUACUAGUCUGUGAUAUCCCGUAAGUUAUUCUGUGAUAUGUUUCCUUCACUGCAAUAUUGCAGCAAUUUCUGACAUAAAAUCAGUUUGACCAGCUGUUAAAAAAGGUUCAGAUAACCUGCACAAAAAGUUGCAAUUCUUUAAAGGAAGACACCUUAAAAAAAGCCUGUUUUCCCUCUUUUUGUUUUCUGAAACCAUCCAAUAUGUCCAAGGAGUCAUUUUCUAAGAGAGUCAUUUUGUCCAUUUUCCCAGUUAUCAUCAGCUCUGAGGAGAGAGAAGAUGACACACGGACUGGAAGGAAAUGGCUCCGCUGUGGCUCAGACAGAAUUACAAUGUGUUCCCAGGUCUUAUUUGACAGAACCUAUCAUCACAGUUAUUGUUGAGAUGAAAGCCCAAUUCUCUGCGGCCUACUAGAACAAAAGUCAUUCAGGCAACUCAGGAAGCAGCAAGUGGCAAAAGCAGCCAGUAGGGCCGCUGUGAUGGCUCAGAGGUGGCCUGAAUAACUUUAACCUCUCAUCCUUUCUGGCUACUGUCGGGUCACAAACUCUCGGAUCCAACAUUUUUACGAUCUUUAGAUGAUUUUUAGCAUAUUCACAGGAAAAAAAGAGCAUUUUUGCUCAUUCAUAAACAAAGCUUCAAUCUUUGGACUGAUCUGAAAGUAUUCCUUUACUGUAGUUUGUUUCAUCUUACAAUAAGACAAACUUAGAAAGGCUUAUUGACUUUCUCUUUUUAGUUAUUAGUUCCAGGAUUAGUUUGUUCCAAGAUACACAACACAUGGUCAUGGUAUAAAGAGGACAAUCCACCAAGAAGCAAACAGCAGUCCACAAAAACACACUCCUUGGAGCCAAACUCAUCCUCAUUGAGCUUUUUUUUUUUUGAUAACCAAAUUUUUUGUGGAUUAUGGCAGCAAGUAACGAUUAUUCAAUCUGCUGGUUAUUUUCUUGAACAUCUGAUCAAUUGUUUUACCUAUAAAAUGCCCAAAAAUGUGAAAAACCCCAUGACAGUUUCAAGGUGAGCCCACAGAGAUGAAGAUGCUGGCUUAUUUUAUUUGACCAAAAAUGCAAAACCCAAAGUUUACAAUGAGAGGAAAUAAAGAAAAAUAAGCAGCAAAACUCACAUUUAAGAAGCUGGAACCAGCUUAUAAAAUAUGUUUGGCAUGUUUUGCAUGAGAAGUGACCAAAUGCUUAAUGGAUGAGCAAAAUAGUUUCCAGUUAGUUGCCGCCACAGUUGUGCUGUGGGUUUUCCCUUGCAUAGAUACUUGUUAUCCAUUUGGGUUGCCAGUUCUUAAGCACCCACUGAAGACAAAGAUCCAUUUUGCUUUGCAUCUUGUAUCUUGACGCAGGAGGUGUUGGUGGUCAGGUUUAGGCAACAAAACUACUUGGUUAAAGAUCUACUGUGUAAGAUUCAGGGGGAUUUAGAGGCAUCCAGCAGUGAGGUUUGCUCUGAUGUAAAAAAAAUGAAUGUCCUUAUCUAGAGCCAGUGUUUGGUUUGUGAAUUCUGGGCUACUGUAGAAACAUGGCGGUGCAACAUAUCCUAAAUCCAACACACUGGACCUACAACGUCAAGUAACAACUGACUAAAAUCUCAUGUGACAAACAUUGAUCUCCUGGGUCAAAGUCCUGUGCUUGUUGGACCCAUGUGCCCUAAACAGACUUUCUUGCUCUUCAUACUAUGUCUCUUGCUCUUAUCAUCUAAUAAUGAUGUGCAUGGUUGGGUUAAAAACUCUGUGUCUCAUUCCAACACUAAACAAUGCAUUGUGCAUCCAUAUCUGACACCAAGGGUCACUGACGAAGUUUUUUGACACCCUGGGUGCGGGACCAGGCUACUUUGAUAAUAUUGAGGACAUGCUGUUUAUUCGCUUUUUAAGUUAUCAGGAACAACUGCUCACAUGUACUGUCUGACCCCUGGCUAUCUGUCGAGAAAAGAGCUAUUUAUCACCGACACAGUAGCAUUUAAACAAUACAUUCGGACAUUUUGGCUCUGGAGAUAAAUCAUGGCUUGUGCCGUUAGAAGGUCAUUUAUAAAAGGUCAUAAAGGUCAGUAGUGACAACUUAUAAAGAAUAGGUGGUGCCCACUCCUGUUAAAAUAGGUGAUAUUUAAAUACAUACAGACGCAGCCACGUGUCCUCAGGACAGUCCCUUUGUUUUGUUUUCAUAAAUCUAAUUUUUCAUUCCAUUUUACCAGUUACAGUUUAUUUGUUCUCCUUUUUAUUCUGUUUUGUUUGGACUUGAACUUGUUUCUUUAAGACUCCGGCCCUUGUGGAAUGCCAUUUGAUAAACGCUGGGUACAAUAGCUGGAAGCCCUCGCAAUGCUUUCCUGUUGGCUUCACAUGUAUACUUAGAGCAGCCAGUUCCUCCACAUCACUCUCAGUCUGUCUCUCGUUUGGCCUCGCCGUAUCUCCACCACACCGCCUCUCUCUCCGUCCUCUAAUCAGCUAAACCAAACACCAAAGUUAACUUCCUGUCCAUCUGGGGGGUUGCUCCCGCCCCUUCCUGUCUGUGUUAUCUCUCCCCCGAGCCAACACAUUGUGCUCACUUCCCGUUAGCCUGGCCUGGGAAACAACCUUGGAGAGGAACAAAAAAAAAGGAGCGAGGCAAGGAGAAACAUGGGAUGACAAGAAACAAGAAAAAAAGAGAACAAUGUGGAGCAGUGAUGAGUUUUCCAGCUGAACAGAAACACUUAAGAGCAAAAGAUGUGCGUGAUGAAAUGCCAAGACACACACGCAAGUGGUGUUAACAUCCUGUUAUCCUGGCAUCUUUGUGUGAAGCAACACUGGGCGCAACAUUCAGAAAUCAAUAAAGAUUAGCCACGGCUGAAUCUCUGAAUUGAUGAUAGGAAACUCUUUACUUUGUUGCCUCCAAGUGGCAGAAAAAAGAAAAUCGUAGCCUCUAUUUAUGCCUCUCUUCAUUUAUACAUUUUAAAAGUUUGGGACAAGGGGACAACUUUUAGAAAACUAGUCUUGUGUCAGCACCUAUUUCUGCUGAAGACAUUUCUGCAAUCCAUUAUAAAGAUGAUUUUUUUAACUGGUUUUAUAAGACAUGUUUAUGGAAAACUUUUCUGGCAGCCAUCUUUUUCUGGAUCAAAGAAUGGAGACCCACGGGAGGAAAGAUUAUUUUGUCAUGUCAGACCUUGAGCUCUCAAAGAAAACAGAAUCAGAGUUGGUUGCAGUUCUUUGUUAUCACCAUUAUUGUCAGAACAGCUUUUAUUUUUAAAAACUGAGGAUGUGAACAAAACAAAACAAAAAAAAUCAGUGUUGUUAAAAUCAGCAGCCUGUAGCAGAGGUGCUCCAUUAUCUACUUUCCUAGCAGCAACAGCAAGUGUUGCAUGUACUUAUGGUGAGAAAAUCGCAGACAUUCGGAGACAUCUUUUUUUUUGUGCUGGAAAAAUACUGACUGAAAUCUGUUCCUGACAUUUGUUCCAACUUGCACAUUUUAAUUUCCUUAUUUUCCAUAAUUUAUAGUCUUACUCACUUCUCCGCAGUGACUCAUCAGAUAUUGCAAAACGUUUUUGAAUCCAUGAGGAUUCCUUUAUUCUGUAUGGCAUCUGCAAAAUCAACACACUCUCAUCCCAACUUGUCAAAUACUGCCGCUUUGUCAGUGGACCCACAUGCCAAAAUAUGAUGCCCUGGGUACACUUCCUGCGUGGACGAUCAGGGGCAGCGUAUUAAUUUUACUGUUCAUUACAUGCAUACAGUAGUUUUGAAAAUAAAAUUAAAAUGUGGGUUAAAAACCUUAAUAUUUAUUAUUUUCUGAAGGUCAGGCAACAAAAGUCCGUAGAUAGGUUUUUAAAUAAGUGUCAUGGUUUGACUUAAAAUAAGUACAGUUAUCAGAGGCAUUUCUAGGGUUUCAGGACUGGGGGACUUAGCCCAGGCCUCUGUAGGGUGGUGCAGAGUUCCCUCCAUGUGGUUGCAUUUCACCAACACAUGAUUUUAAAAAAAAGAACAGGGCUUAGCUUUACAAUCUUACAAGAAGUGAACAUGGGCCUCAUGGGCGAAAGUCAGUGGUUGUUGGACCCAUCCGCCACCCCUCCUGCCCGCCCUGAUCAGACUUCUGUCCCCUCAACUUUUGUUGCUGUCCGACGUUCUUCCCCCCCGAUGCCGCUGGAUGCCGUUAAACAAUAACGAUCACUGGCCGAGUAUCAUGCCGACGUGAAUGGCUUUUUUUACCCGUGUCUGACGCCAGAAGUCACUGACUAAGUACCGGUUUUCGUCAACUUCAGAGUGAGACUGGAUUGCGCUAACAUAAUGUUAUGUCAGGUGACAUACAUCAUGUGACGUGAGUCGCUAGCAUGCUGCACAUACGUACACACUAUAAUAGAAAAUCUCGCUUGACUUUUGGUUUUCCACAGGAGACAAAGAGCGGGCUCACGCAGGUGAAAAUCCGAGGUUUGAUUGACCUACCCAGCUCCCCUCCCUCCUGCCCUAUGCAGACUGUCUCACUCGUUAUGUUGACAGUAGUUGCUGGUGGCACCACAAACUGCCGCUGCCCAGUGGGUAUCAUGUCACCAAGAACGGUGCCUCUGUGUGUUAGCGUCUGACACCGAGAUCACCUGACAAAGUAUUUGAAGAGUUGGGAGUGAGAAUGGGCUGUCAAACUCACCAUUAACAGUGACGUCACUUUGUCGAGUUGACUUAUUCUAUAACUUUAAAAGUGCCAUUUUUAUUCUAUCAAACAGUGAAUCAGUUUGGAUCCAGACAGUGAAAAUAAAUAAAUCUCUCAGGUUGGGAUUCAGGCACUAAAUACGUUUUUCACAAACGCCCCAAAUAUAUUGAAAUCCUAACUUUAAAAAAAAAACAGACCUUUAAGUGAUUUAGCUUUAAUUUCAUUUGUGUAUCUCUGUUACUGAGGGGUGAACACUUUGAGUGAAAUGUACAUAGAAAAAAGAAUGUGCCUAAUAGUGAUUUUUCUCUGGCCUCACCUUAUUGAUUUUUAGCUUACGUUACUGUAUUUAGAAGACUUGACAAAUCUCUUUUUAUCACUGUAAAAAGUAACAAUAUACAUUUUUUUACUACAAAAGAAAGAGAAGUGUUUGAGUGGCUGCCUGAGUGAAGAUGUGACUUUCUGUUCGUGUGUCCACUCGUGUGUUUGUGCGCUUGUGAUUGUACCCAUGUACAUACACACAGAUGGUGUCAAACCAGUUUAAAAAAAAAUAGAGAAAAAAAAAAAAGAAACCACAUAGAAAUACAUUUUGGUGUAAAUACAGUAAGGGUCUUCAAGGGAGCAACAUGUGCCUUUAUUCUUUAAAAAAAAAAAAAAAUACUGUAAUUCAUUUUUUUGAUGGCAAACACAAUGUUUUCUAUAUUGUUUUUAUGGUGUAAAGCAACUACUUUUUAUUACCUGACAUUUUUGUAAGUGUAGAAUAAAAAUAAACACUCAAAUAUG
Epinephelus moara (kelp grouper) is the source of this 11060-nucleotide messenger RNA. RefSeq names its product cadherin 5 (gene cdh5). Gene Ontology annotation, cellular component: catenin complex; plasma membrane; adherens junction. The record is from RefSeq and is a predicted model, not a curated record. Bases 848 to 3208 code for a protein of 786 amino acids. Gene Ontology annotation, biological process: cell-cell junction assembly; calcium-dependent cell-cell adhesion; adherens junction organization. Gene Ontology annotation, molecular function: calcium ion binding; cadherin binding. NCBI's taxonomy places the organism in Eukaryota, Metazoa, Chordata, Actinopteri, Perciformes, Serranidae. The transcript has 15 exons.